CUCAGAGAUAGAUGAAGUUGAUCUGGUAAUAUUCAGCUCCUGAUGGUUGUAAAGUAUUGUCGGCUGGCAGGUUUGGUUGCUUUGCUGUUCGCCGCCGUUAUAGUACAUCAAGCAUCCUGCAAGAAAGUAUGUUAUGGUAAGUAUGGAUGCUUCAGCGAUGAUCCACCAUUCACYCGUCCAYUAGUUCCACUGCCUCAACACCCUGAUGAGAUCGGUCUAUCGUAUCGUGUGAUGACCAGACUGGAACCAAUGGGGGACAAGCCUAUAAAUGAUCAUGACGUCACUCUUCUCAAGUCCUCCAGAUACAAUGGUAGAAAAAGAACGGUUAUUAUUGUCCAUGGGUGGMUUGCCAAUUCAGCGAAGCAAUGGCAGUUAGAAAUGGGUAAAGCACUUAUCACCAGAGAAGACGUCAACGUGAUUCUCGCGAGUUGGAGGGAAGGAGCUCGUGAAUUCUACACGACAUCAGUGGCCAACACACGACUAGUAGGUGCUCAGAUAGCGGAACUUAUUAAGUUUCUGAACACCAACACACACAACACUCCAGCGUCAUUCCACGUGAUCGGCUUCAGUCUUGGUGCCCACAUCGCUGGUUACGUUGGAAGAAGACUUCAACGCAUCAAACUGUCCCGUAUUUCAGGUCUCGACCCAGCUUCACUUUAUUAUAAAGACGAGCACCCGGAUGUGAGACUGGACCCUAGUGAUGCAAGCUUCGUUGACGUUAUACACACUAACUCGCCAUUGGUCGGAACGCCUUCAAAGUGUGGUCAUAUUGACUUCUGGCCUAACGGCGGCGAGUUUCAACGUGGAUGCUCAUUGUCUGAUAUUUUAGAUGGUGUCAACAUUGUCAAGUGCCAUCAUCAUCGCGCCAGACAUUUCUACACUGACUCUAUCAUGUCCUCAACUUCAUUCCAGUCCUAUCCUUGCUCAAACUGGGACCAGUUUACACGCGGUAACUGCAUAUCGUGUGGUACUGGUAAUGAGUGUCCGGAAAUGGGAUACAAUGCWAUCAAAUAUCAAGGAAAGAACAAUGGUGAUUUCUAUCUCUACACAAAUGAUGACAGUCCUUACGCCGUCCAUCGUUAUUUACUGAUAACUUUCAAGACGCGUAAAGGUUGGCUGGGCGGUGGGCACAACCCAAGGAUUCGUAUCCAUGGCGACAAAGGAAACAGUGGUAAAAUCAAACUUGGAUCACGACAUCUUAAAGAAGGCAGCACCGAGACAUUUAUUGCUCCUCUUAAUGCCGACUUGGGAACCCUGCGUAGUAUCGAUGUUUGGCACUUUAACAAACUGGCACCCGUUGAUGGCUGGCGGUUGGAAAAAGUGUCCAUAAAAUUUGUUGGCAGCAAUGAAAGGUACACAGCCUGCUAUGGUUACUGGUCAGUGGUUUUCUUUGUACCAAAUAAUGAAAAACUGGUGAAAGGCGACACUUCCUGCUAAUGAGCAAAUACACACUGCGAGACUAAUAAAUAUAUGUUAACCUAAAUUAAAUAAAUUAACUUUAACUCAAAAUAAAUAAACACUCACCCAAAAUAAAUAAAYUAUUACAUCCAUGGGGAUGUCAAACUAAACCAACAGCGCUUUGUUUUCAUUUUUGACAUGAGUUGUUUUGUAMKUCAGUCGGCCUCGUGGCCUGAUGACGAUAUCUACGGUUUCACCGUGACCUAUAUGACAAAAUUAAAGACUGUAGUACUUAGUUCAGUUCGGUAAGAAAUUAAGAUGUAAUAAAGAUUUACAUUAUUUA
Messenger RNA from Exaiptasia diaphana, 1741 nucleotides. Its product is annotated as pancreatic lipase-related protein 2. Gene Ontology annotation, biological process: lipid metabolic process. The record is from RefSeq and is a predicted model, not a curated record. The coding region runs from base 43 to 1437 and encodes 464 amino acids. Gene Ontology annotation, molecular function: triacylglycerol lipase activity; protein binding. Lineage: Eukaryota; Metazoa; Cnidaria; Anthozoa; Actiniaria; Aiptasiidae. The transcript is spliced from 10 exons.